Messenger RNA from Limanda limanda (common dab), 1691 nucleotides. It is a transcript of the gene alg5, whose product is annotated as ALG5 dolichyl-phosphate beta-glucosyltransferase. The coding region runs from base 265 to 1233 and encodes 322 amino acids. The transcript has 10 exons. Lineage: Eukaryota; Metazoa; Chordata; Actinopteri; Pleuronectiformes; Pleuronectidae. Gene Ontology annotation, cellular component: endoplasmic reticulum membrane. The record is from RefSeq and is a predicted model, not a curated record.
CGUGUCACUUCCUGUCCACCGCUGUGUUGAGCUGUGAUUGGGGAGCUGAGUUUACGGAUGUGGCUGCAGACUAAUGGAGCCACGAAGCUUCUUAUUCACUGUUUACACCAUUUAAACAACCUGUUCAGUUCCUGGUUCUUCGUGUGACCCGGGAAGUCGGAGCUCAUCCGGCCUGACACGAAGCUCCGCGGGGGGGGGGGGAGACGAGCUAGCUUCCGGGCUAGGUGGCUGUGUCGUCAGUGGCUGCCGGACAACUUCUGGAAAAUGGAUUGCCUCUGUGAUAUAGUUCAAGCUUUGGUCGCAAUAGCAGCUCUGUGUGUCAUUGUGGUGCUCAUUGUCGCGCACGCCACGGCCGAGAUGGUGAGACUGACACGCCACGAGAAGGAGAAGUACUUCCUGACCGCCUCAGGAGAGAAGGAGCCAUUCCCCAGCUUGCACGACCCCCAUUCCAGGGAGCUGUCGGUGGUGGUCCCGGCCUACAACGAGGAGCUCCGCAUGCCUGUGAUGCUGGAUGAAGCUAUGGACUACUUGGAAAACAGACAGAAACAAAACCCAUCCUUUACCUAUGAGGUCAUUGUGGUGGACGAUGGCAGCAAAGACAAAACCACAGAGGUUGCUUUGCGGUACUCUAAGAAGCACGGUGCAGAUAAAGUGCGAGUCCUGACGCUGGUGACUAACCGGGGGAAAGGAGGAGCUGUGCGAAUGGGAACAAUGAGCUCCAGGGGCGAAAUCAUUCUGAUGGCAGAUGCUGACGGAGCCACUAAGUUCUCUGAAAUUGACAAAGUGGAGGCAGGACUUAAAGACAUUGAGCCUAAACCAGAAAACAUGGGGAUUUCCUGUGGUUCCAGAGCUCACCUGGAGAAAGAUUCUGUAGCUGAGCGAUCAACGUUUCGUACAUUCCUCAUGUACGGCUUUCACUUCCUGGUGUGGUUCCUCUGUGUGAGAGGCAUCAAGGACACACAGUGCGGCUUCAAGCUGUUCACUCGGGAGGCUGCACUCAAGACCUUCUCUUCCCUCCAUGUAGAGCGAUGGGCUUUUGAUGUGGAGCUCCUGUACAUCGCCCAGUGUUUUAAAAUCCCCACAGCUGAGGUAGCGGUCAUCUGGACCGAAAUAGAAGGAUCCAAGCUGGUCCCGUUCUGGAGCUGGCUGCAGAUGGGUCGAGACCUGAUUUUCAUCCGCAUGCGCUACUUCACCGGAGCCUGGAAACUGGAGUCGCCUCGUAAGACUGACUAGCCAAUCAGAAGAGGCCCUGGUAUCCCAGAGACAGCCUUUGAUAGGGCCAUCAAACCCUUUGGAUGAGGUGGGAUAAACAACUGUGUCAGUUUGCCACAGUCUUCUCCUUUCCAAAAGCCACAGGAGGGGAAGUGAAGACACAGCUGUUGGUUUCCUCGUGGUCCUGCCUUUAUUUUGUAUAAUCUGAUAUCGGCUUGUGAUGGCCCCUGUUACACGCACACUUCUGUGGCCGCGGCUCACAGAAUGUUCGUAUGAAUGAAACCGUGUACUAUGUUACUUAAUGUUUAUCUUGUGGCCAAUCAUGUGUGAGUGACAAGAACUUGUAGGAAAUGUGGAGGAUCUGAUAAUCAGUGCGUCAUGAUUCUGAUUAGACUGAAUGUUGUUACUGUUUGUGAGAUUGUCAAAUGGGAGGGGUGGCAUGGAUGAUUUUAACAGAAAUAAAAACAAAAUAUGAAUUA